AUGCCUCUUUCACCGAUCUCGCCUCAAGUGGACAAUAACUGCUUCCUAAAGUGUCUGAUCAAUGACCAGGACCUGCACCUGUCGGAGCGUCUGGGGGACGGCUGCUUUGGGGUGGUCCGCAGAGGGGAGUGGAGGAUUCCCGGUGGGGUGACGGUGAAUGUUGCGGUGAAAACCCUCCGUGCGGACUCCAGCUGUGACCCUGAAGCCCUUCAGGAUUUUAUGAAGGAAGUGAAUGCGAUGUACAGCCUGGAUCACCCGCAUCUCAUGCGACUCUACGGGGUGGCUCUGACACAGCCAUUGAAAAUGGUUACAGAGUUGGCCCCUCUCGGAUCCUUACUCAGUCAUCUGCACUCUUAUAAUGGCGUGUAUUCUCUGCAGCUCUUGUGGUCAUAUUCCAUCCAGAUCGCCUCCGGGAUGAGCUACCUGGAGAGCCACAAGUUCCUCCACAGGGACCUGGCGACUCGCAAUGUAUUGGUGAUGAGUGAAAGGGUGGUGAAGAUCGGAGAUUUUGGACUGACGAGAGUUCUGGCGGCAAAUGACGAUCAUUACACCAUGUCUGCUCACCGCAGGAUGCCAUUUGCAUGGUGUGCUCCAGAGUGCUUGAAGUUUGGCAAAUUUUCACACUCAAGUGAUGUCUGGAUGUUCGGGGUCACCAUGUGGGAGAUUUUCACCUAUGGACGGGAGCCCUGGUUGGGCCUGGCUGGGAGACAGAUUUUAGCUGUCAUUGAAAGAGAGGCCGAGCGUCUGGAGUGCCCUGAUGACUGUCCUCCCGCCUUGUACAACGUGAUGAUGAAGUGUUGGGCAUACAUACCAAAAGAGAGGCCAAAUUUUACCACCAUCAUCAAUCUUCUGAGAGAGGGGAAACCACUAGAGAUUCAACUUCUUCAGGAAGUUAACAAUCCCCCCUUGCUGCUCCUGGAAGCACGGGACAUUGUCACUGUCAUUGAUGCUGGGUUGAACUCUAAGUUCUGGAGAGGACAGAAUCAGCGGACUCUUAAGAUUGGAUCUUUUCCCGCCGCCACUAUCCGUUCAGAGGACUUUGCAAAUGCCCGUGACUCCGUGCACUUGUCCAAUUGUCUGGAAAAGCGUUCUCUUCGGAAUGAUGACUCGCAGAAAGACAUGAGAGCUAAAGCUCUUCACGUAGAGUGUUCACGUAGAGGUGGUCAUGGUCAAGCUAAAGGUGGAGAUUUAUUGCCACCUACACAACGUAUGUCUGUAAGUCUGGAGAACUUCCCUGACUGUUGGUUAAAUGGCAAGCCUCAUAGUCAGCCCUCACCUAGGCCCUCUAGGCAAAAUAAGGAGUGCACAGCAUUUGCAGCCCGUGAACUGUCUGAAAGAAGAAUGAGUGACCAGCCCCCGCGGAACUUCGUAGGCAAACUCCACUGUCCAGCUCCUCCCAAAGCAACAGCCUCCAAGAAUGGGUUUCUGGCUCUGCCCACCAUGCAUAACCCCGGUCAGUGCUUCAGCAGCAAUAAGAAAGAUAAAUUUCCAUCUACCUCAGCCCUGGAUACAGCAGAGAUCCUGAUCGUUCCUCCGCUCGUACCAAAUUGUACAUCUCCAGGAAACAGAUGCAAGAUGACAGACAGUGAACUGCAAAGAAAGAUCAGAGAGAAAUUCUCGAUCAAUGUUUCUAAAUCCCUUCCCCACAGGUUGAACUCUAAGUUCUGGAGAGGACAGAAUCAGCGGACUCUUAAGAUUGGAUCUUUUCCCGCCGCCACUAUCCGUUCAGAGGACUUUGCAAAUGCCCGUGACUCCGUGCACUUGUCCAAUUGUCUGGAAAAGCGUUCUCUUCGGAAUGAUGACUCGCAGAAAGACAUGAGAGCUAAAGCUCUUCACGUAGAGUGUUCACGUAGAGGUGGUCAUGGUCAAGCUAAAGGUGGAGAUUUAUUGCCACCUACACAACGUAUGUCUGUAAGUCUGGAGAACUUCCCUGACUGUUGGUUAAAUGGCAAGCCUCAUAGUCAGCCCUCACCUAGGCCCUCUAGGCAAAAUAAGGAGUGCACAGCAUUUGCAGCCCGUGAACUGUCUGAAAGAAGAAUGAGUGACCAGCCCCCGCGGAACUUCGUAGGCAAACUCCACUGUCCAGCUCCUCCCAAAGCAACAGCCUCCAAGAAUGGGUUUCUGGCUCUGCCCACCAUGCAUAACCCCGGUCAGUGCUUCAGCAGCAAUAAGAAAGAUAAAUUUCCAUCUACCUCAGCCCUGGAUACAGCAGAGAUCCUGAUCGUUCCUCCGCUCGUACCAAAUUGUACAUCUCCAGGAAACAGAUGCAAGAUGACAGACAGUGAACUGCAAAGAAAGAUCAGAGAGGUGGAAGAACGGGUCCAUGGCGUCACCCCAGAAAAGUGCCAGGAAGCGCUACGUUUCUACGGAGGGGAUGUGCCCCGGGCUGUCCAGCACGUAAAGGUGGUCCAUCUGUACAACAUGAGCCGGUACACUAAGGAGCACUGCCGCCGAAUCUUGGAGCAGUACAACUGGAACCUGGAAGCUGCAUCCAACUAUAUCCUGCAACAUAGGAACCCCCGCUAA
This is a messenger RNA of Nanorana parkeri, 2526 nucleotides long. RefSeq names its product non-receptor tyrosine-protein kinase TNK1-like. Gene Ontology annotation, biological process: protein phosphorylation. Bases 1 to 2526 code for a protein of 841 amino acids. Gene Ontology annotation, molecular function: protein tyrosine kinase activity; ATP binding. The record is from RefSeq and is a predicted model, not a curated record. The transcript is spliced from 14 exons. Lineage: Eukaryota; Metazoa; Chordata; Amphibia; Anura; Dicroglossidae.